This is a messenger RNA of Patiria miniata (bat star), 1838 nucleotides long. RefSeq names its product lipoyltransferase 1, mitochondrial-like. Gene Ontology annotation, cellular component: cytoplasm; mitochondrion. The coding region runs from base 301 to 1470 and encodes 389 amino acids. Lineage: Eukaryota; Metazoa; Echinodermata; Asteroidea; Valvatida; Asterinidae. Gene Ontology annotation, molecular function: lipoyltransferase activity. The transcript is spliced from 9 exons. Gene Ontology annotation, biological process: protein lipoylation. The record is from RefSeq and is a predicted model, not a curated record.
GUUUUGUUUAUAAUUACUGUGUCUGUUACUCUUCACAUAAAUAUAAAUAAACGAACAAGCCUGUCAUGGCAGCGCCCAUCGAUAAAUUUGAAGUUUUUACAUGGUAUUUUCAGUGACCGUUUUCAUUAAGUAAAUCUUCGGGUUUAAAUUAAUGAGUUCCGUAGAAACACUUCCGAUACACUGUGGAUUAGUUCUGAUCACUGACAUUCAAAAUCUGUCCGUUGAUAUCUGUUAAAUAUCAAAAAGAAAUUUUACCGUGUUUAGUGCUCGCGUGGUGCACUUUCGAAUGCCUGUCCCGCCAUGCCCGCGAUGUAUCAACGAAACGUCUGCCAUAACUUGGCAAAAUAUCUUCGACGUGUUUUUCUAAAGAACGGAAAAUCAAAAUAUGAGAUGUUUCAUCACCAGUCACCUUGGAUCUCGUCCAAUAGAAGAUAUUGCCAUGCCAUACAACGGGGAGUUGUAUAUGAAUCAGUGUCCAGCGAUGUUUUCACCAACUUGGCAUUUGAAGAUUGGGUUUAUAACAACCUAGAUUUAAGCACAACAAAUCUACUACUGCUAUGGCGAAAUGAUCCCUGCGUUGUGAUUGGUCGUCACCAAAAUCCGUGGGCCGAGUGUCAGCUCAGGCAGCUCUGGGGUUCAAAUGUCAAAUUAGCAAGAAGAAGGAGUGGAGGUGGUACUGUUUACCAUGAUCUGGGCAACCUCAACUGCACUUUCUUCACUGACAGGAAGCGAUAUAAUCGCAAAGAAAACUUGGAGCUGAUAACCAACGCACUGAGGUCCACGUGGCCAGGGUUGGACGUCACUGUGUCAUGUCGGGAUGAUAUUCUACUAGACAACUUUUUCAAAGUUUCAGGCUCAUCAGCCAAGUUAGGACGUCAGAUUGCAUAUCAUCACUGCACGCUACUGCACAGUGUUAACACGCCAGAACUAAAAUCACUGCUACAUAGUAAGAAGGAGGGACUGACUAACAGAGCCACUCAGAGUGUCGAGUCUGCGGUCAAAAACUUGUCGGAUGUAGAACCAAGUGUAAGACACUCGUCCCUGGUUGAUGUCAUAGCUGAGAAAUUCUACUCACAGUAUCAGCCAUUAUAUGAAAACAAGGUGUACCCAGUGGACCCAUCAUCUGAAGUAGACUGGCCAGGAGUCCUUUCAAGUAGAGAGGAACUUGGAAGUUGGAACUGGGUGUAUGGGAAGACGCCACAAUUCAGUGUGCAGAGAUCUCACACUGAUGUGUCAGUGUUGGUCCAUGUUCACCACGCCCGUAUACUGGGUGUGGUCAUACAAGCGUUGGAUGGAUGGAUUGAUACAGGGCUUAUACAGGAACUCACAGGACACCUGGCAGGAACAAAAUUCUGGCCAAAAGAUGUCGCUGAAAUCACAGAGGCUUUCCUUGGAGCAGUCAUUGUUGACGCCGAUACGAGACAAAAACUUCAUCUUAUCUGCAAGCUUUUACUAGAAACACUCUCUUAAGCUGUAAUCAACAUCUUACUCCAUGAAAAUAAAGAUUUGUGUUUUUCCAAACCCAAAAAGUGAAUUUCUUGACUGGUUUCUGUAUAACCGAGUCUGUUGGUAAAAUUCAAUGUGCCCACUUCUGGAUUAAAAAAUUACAGUAAAAAUAAGCACAAAAUACUGAUUAUAAAACUGAACAAAUUUUAACAGCCAUCUUAGUCGGUGCCUCUUUAAAAAAAUCAUUGCAGUGUACGCUGUACAUUGUGAAAUAUUGCAAAGCUAUCAAAUUUCUAGGGCUGCUUUUUCUUCAUCCUUUCUUUUAUAAUUUGACAGUUUUAAUGUUUUACUGCAAACUCUUUAAUGUUUUUGCUGUACUCGUAUUGAUACUC